This is a messenger RNA of Sebastes umbrosus (honeycomb rockfish), 1337 nucleotides long. RefSeq names its product inorganic pyrophosphatase 1b (gene ppa1b). Lineage: Eukaryota; Metazoa; Chordata; Actinopteri; Perciformes; Sebastidae. Gene Ontology annotation, biological process: phosphate-containing compound metabolic process. Gene Ontology annotation, molecular function: inorganic diphosphate phosphatase activity; magnesium ion binding. The transcript has 11 exons. The coding region runs from base 122 to 997 and encodes 291 amino acids. The record is from RefSeq and is a predicted model, not a curated record. Gene Ontology annotation, cellular component: cytoplasm.
CCUGCGCGGUGCUCUCUCUCUUUCUACACCGACUACCGAGUGAAGACGCUUCCUUUUGCCGCCAUCCUUCACCUAUCACACAGCCUGCAGACCAGACAGCAACACCAACCUGAACCUAGACAUGAGCUUCACAGUGGAGGAGAGGGGACAGCCCAACUCCCUGAGCUACCGCCUGUUCUUCAGAAAUGCUGAGGGAAAGUACGUCUCACCAUUCCAUGACAUACCAAUGUAUGCUGAUGAAAGUCAGAACAUCUUCCACGUGGUUGUUGAAGUACCAAGGUGGACAAAUGCAAAGAUGGAGAUCGCUACAAAAGACCCCAUGAACCCAGUAAAGCAAGAUGUGAAGAAGGGCAAAUUGCGAUUUGUUGCCAAUGUUUUCCCACAUAAGGGCUACAUAUGGAACUACGGAGCCAUUCCUCAGACAUGGGAAGAUCCCGCACACAAAGAUGGAGACACCGGCUGCUGCGGUGACAACGACCCCAUUGACGUCUGCGAGAUCGGCACUAAGGUGUGUUCCCGUGGGGAGGUAAUCAAAGUGAAGGUGCUCGGGAUCCUGGCAAUGAUCGAUGAGGGCGAGACUGAUUGGAAAGUGAUUGCAAUCAAUGUGGAGGACCCUGAAGCCAAGGACUUCAACAACAUCGGUGACGUCGAGCGACUGAAACCCGGUUACCUGGAGUCCACGGUCGACUGGUUCAGGAGGUACAAAGUGCCAGACGGGAAACCAGAGAACCAGUUUGCUUUCAACGACGAGUUCAAAGACAAGGACUUUGCCAUUGAAGUAAUCAAGAGCACUCACAAGUUCUGGAAAGCCCUCAUUUCCCAAAAGACCGAUGCUGGUGAACUGAGCUGCAAAAACACGUGUGUCUCGGGAAGUGACAGCCCGCACUGCUGUUCAGCGGACGAGGCUAAAGCUUUUGUUGGUGAAACAUGUCCCUGUGGAAAAGAAGAACCUAUCCCCUCUUCAGUAGAUAAAUGGUUCUACUAUGAGAGGAAGUAAACCGGGAGCCGGUUGGAUUGGAGCAGAUUGAAAGGCUCAUCUCUCAUAGGAAUACUUGAAGAUGGUCUUACCAAUAGGAACCAAUGGGAUGACGGGAUGGGACGUGGAUGGUCGGGUCUGGGCUGGCUUAUUCCCUGUAGAUGAAGAAAUAAUGAUUAAAUACUGUAGAGAAAGUCAAAAUUAAAAAAAAGUACUCAUAUCUUGACCAAUGAAUUUUCACGUAUUUAAAAGUUCUCUCUGAUGAUGUACUGUCUUAAACAAUGUCUGUAGAUACUCGUGUCAUCAUGUAUGAGACUCUGAACUGCUUUAAUAAAGCUUCUCUGGUUAAAUUAUCAUCAAA